Molecule: messenger RNA, 2670 nt
Organism: Odontomachus brunneus
Lineage: Eukaryota; Metazoa; Arthropoda; Insecta; Hymenoptera; Formicidae
Exons: 3
Coding region: 1398-2528 (376 amino acids)
Source: RefSeq, a predicted model, not a curated record
CGCCGGAAACGAACAGCGGCUGCUGAUUGUGGAAACAUAUGCCUCGGACCGGCCCGUCGUGCUCGUCGAAUUUGUCGAGCAGAGUGCACAUACGGUAGUCCCACAACUGGAUGACGCCAUUGUGCAGACUGUAAUUUGCAUGAACGUGUAAUUACACUUCAUUUCGCGAAGGUAUGGCAAUUGUGAAAUCCCUUAUUAGAGUUCGCACGCUAUAAGUAUUACCCACUUCAAUCGCCAUGAGCUAUAUCAGGAACUUUAUGGGUGCCCCGAGUUGCGAAAACUGGCAGUUUGCACGAUUUUUUCGUCUGGCCGCGCGAUUAAAUGAGGCGUAAAUAUAGAGGUCAUUCGCAAACUGGAUUUCGGGCCUACGCCUCCAUACAGGGUGUCCCGAUAUCACAACGGAACGGGAAAAGGAGUUUGAGUUCGAGAAUGUAUCACGUAGGGCGAAAACGACGCGACGUGUGAAUCCCGUUGUCUCCCUUCCUCUCUAAGCAGAUUUAGAUUAUUUCCAAUACGCGUAGCUCGUUAUUCUUUCAUGUGUAUCUCGGCGGAUUUCUGUAAAUCAUGCUCAAUAUAUUUAUAUACGCCCGGUAUACUCGACGGCGCGAAAAUAUCCGGCUCUUAUUAUCUUAGAAAAUAGGCGUGGUACACCUAUUACUUCAUCUGAAUAUCUAAGAAAUGCACAAUCGCUUUUUCGGUCGCCCGUUAUGUCCUUCUACCGCGAUAAUCACUUUAAUAUAUGCAUGAAUACCGAAUACUUUGAUUGACAAAUCACGCGCCUUCUACGUAUCUAGAAAGAGUAUCAGACGUGACUACCGAAUACUGAUAUUAUUGCCGACAUUAUUAUGAACAUAAGAAAUAAGAAACUAAGCAAAUUUUAUAUAUAUAUAUAUAUAUAUAUAUAUCUACAGGACGAUAAUUAAAUUGGUUACUUCAGAUUGUAUGAAAAAGAAGAUAUUAUUACAUAUUCUAAAAUAUAAAAAGCUGAAAAGAGAGAGUGGAACUAUCACAUUGCAGUAGUUCCAUGACAUGAGAGUAUUGUAAGAUAAUUCUUCGAGGACUUUGCAUUAAUAUGCAUGAGAGAGGAGUGAUUAAUCUAUCCUCUUGAAAUAGACAAAUUAUCUUUGCUCGCGAAAUGCAUACAUCGCGUUUCCAUCAAGAUACACAAUAAAACUAUCUGAAAGUCGAUCUCCGCUCUAUAUAAUUUUAACGAGUCGAACGACAAUCGCGGGGCGUAUCCCCUCAGGACAUCUCGACGAAAUCAGGUCAUCAAAAGCAGAGGUGUACGCGCGGGAGUGGUGGGGACGUCAAGUGUACGCCGUGUAUAUAGAGAUCACAUCAUUACGCAUCCUGGUAGUCCGCUCCUUAAUGUUAUUAAGCUCGCAACACUUUCGACAAUGGCAGCUCACCAUUGUUUCACCAUCGCUGUCCUUUUUCUGGGGAUACUGACGAUAGUGAGAACGAUUUCUAUUCCAUACAAAGACAUUCACCUAGCAUUUCCUGCCACUACAAGAUUGUUCUACACAGCGUCCGAAUCUGAUCCUAGUUUCAGUGGAUAUUCUUAUGCGACUCAUGAUCUCAACGGUGGUGGAAGUAAUGUUGUCUUUGCAACUGGUGCAGACUCUGUGAGCAAACUGAAGAAGGCAAUGAACUCGAUUUAUGAAAGUGAUGCCAUAAUGAAGAUGCCAGAAAAAUAUAUGCAGAAAGACACGUUAGAUAAUACUCAAGAUAAUUCUCAGGAGGACCCAACAUCUGCAGGACAAUCUAAACCCGAAAUUGAGGCAAGCAUGAGCAAACAAGAAGGUUUUGUCUUGAAUGCUGACGUCUCCAAUGAAGAGAGAAAGCUAUCGAAAAAUCCGGAAGUGGACGAUAGCUUCCUUAAAUAUCAAACAUCCUUUCAGGAUGUUCCUUUUGUACGCGUGCCUUAUCCAGCAUUGCGAGCAAAUUUUUUGAAUCUGCAGCUUCCAGCGGUGCUUCCCAGAUAUCAUGCACCAUCAAAUGUGAUACAGAGUCAAUAUUAUCCUCACAAUCCUUAUGCUCAUUUACGGUUUCCUUUGCAUGAUUUUGAUCUUUAUAAUCCCCCUGUGCCACUACUUUAUCAAGCUCCCAUCAUAGCCAAUCAAGUUCCUGUUGACAAUUUGAGCCAUGCGUUAACGGCUGUUAAGGAUAUGACAAUAUCUGUAAAAGCGAAUAUCGCUGAGAGUUCAAGGACAAAUGCAACCCAAUUUGUUAGUUCUAUAGAGUCCAAUAUGUUAGAAUCAAAAUCCAAUUUCAAGUCAAAUAAAGCUGAAGAAGCAUCUUCUCAUGAACCUGCUCCGAGCACAUUUGAACCUAUGAUUACAUCUAAGGAAAUCAAUGAAGAAACAACAACUGAGUUUGCAAAACCUACAGUAAGAUCUAGGAAAUGCAGUGAUCAAAUUGUAAAAAAUAAAGUAAGUAAUACUGAGCCUGCAAAUACAGAAGUAAGUAACUCAACAGAAAACUCAAGCGCUGAAACAUCUACUAUGCCUACUACAACUGAAAUGUAAAACUCAAAUAUUGUGUUUCAUUCUGCUGUAUUAUCAUUAAUAAUAAUGACAAGAUUUAUAAUAUGAUGCAACAAAACUGCAUACAUUGUAAAUACUAUCUGAAUUAUACUAAAAUAAAUCUUUUCUUAUUUUUAUCAUGCAA